Oreochromis niloticus (Nile tilapia) is the source of this 4084-nucleotide messenger RNA. Its product is annotated as tapasin-related protein. The coding region runs from base 2665 to 3945 and encodes 426 amino acids. The transcript has 7 exons. NCBI's taxonomy places the organism in Eukaryota, Metazoa, Chordata, Actinopteri, Cichliformes, Cichlidae. The record is from RefSeq and is a predicted model, not a curated record.
AAUAAAUAAGCCAUUAAAAUCAAAAUGAACUAUUUGUGUUUCUUUAAAUUUUCCAUUUUAUCAGUUUUAACAUUUGAUAUGUUUUCAAUGUUUGUGAAUAAAAUAUGGGAUUAUGAGAUGUGUAAAGCAUUACAUUCUGCUUUUAUUCAGAUUUCAUACACCGUCCCAGCUUUUUUGGAACUUGGUUGUAUCACAUGUGAGAUGCUGAAGUUCUUUAAAGUAAUUACUGUUUUUUUCUCUCCACAGUGUGGAGAAGGUUGGUGCAGGUAAGGUGAUAUAAAAACAAGAAAACAAACAAAAAAGGGAAUGGGAAGCACCUUGAGAUGACUGUUGUUUUAGUGUUGUAUAAAUAGAAUUGAAUUGAAUUGAAUUGAACUGAAUUGAAUUGAAGUGAAUUGAAUUGAAUUGAAGUGAACUGAAACGAAGAAAGGAAGAGGUUGUGGCCACAGACUGAAUAAGGGAGGUGAGCUGCUAAAUGAGUCUUGCUUCAGAGUCUUCACAGAUCCAUCGACGGACUGAGGGCUGGUGAACUCCUGCAUUCCAUGUGUGACAGUGAGGCAGUGCAUUACAACUCUGCUUAAAAUGAUGGGUUACCAGCUAGUGAACUGGUUGACUUGAACAAGUGUUGUAUUUUAUUUUAUUUUUCUUUGUUAAAAUUCAUAGUAAACAUUACAGUUUUGUUUGGGUCAUUAAAUUUCAGGGCUUUUUAAGAGAGGCUCUUUUUUUAGUUUGCAAAAGGGCAAAAGUUUGAUGGCUUAUGAAGAGUUCUUCAUGUUUUAGUAAUUUAGAUAACUGUGAUUUAGACAUCCAAUGAAAAUCAAUCACGGCUCUGUUGGCAAAUAGGGUAAAAUGCAAAGUUUUCUGAAGUACUAACAAAUAAGUAGUCACUUUUUAUUCCAGUUUAUGCUCCACAGACUACUCUUUGGGAUUCAGGAUGUUAUCCUGUAUACUCAGGACUCUUUCAAAUAUUAUGUGAAUCAGAGCUGAAAACUGAGGAUCUGAAUUCAGUGAUCCUGAUGAUGGCUUCAAAGAAAUAUACAGGGACAUACCAGCUCACAGCUAUUUUAGAACGGACGGUCAGUUGUAAUAACACUGGACUGAUGUUAGAUUGUACUGAUGGAAGCCUAUUUAAUUCAAGAGCAUGGAUAUAUUGUAUUUUUAUAUUUUUGUAGUGCAUUUGAUGACAUCGGACAUCUUUUUGUAAUGAAAACUUUGCACUACUUUGGAUUUGGAAAGAAGCUUGAACACACAAUCCAUAAACUCCAAAUUCAGUUGCAUUUAUACCAAAGGCAUUAACAUUUUUAACCACAUUUCUUUUCUUUGUAAAACAAAAUUUGUUUACUAAAUUAAAAUUACAUUAUCUAUGUCUUAAAUCACUUUGAAACAUUGGAAAAGAGAAUGCUGCAUAGGUUAAACUGGACAAACCAUCCUUCUUAAAAAAAAACUUAUCCCACUGCCUUCAAGAUGGAUGGAUAAAGAAUACAUUGUGUACUCUGAGACUUCUCCUGAACUCAGACAGCUCAGCAUAGUAGCAAUUAACUUUUGUGAUGAUAAAUGUACAAAAGGUUUUCAGAAGCAUUCAGUUGCAGAAAGUCUAAUCUUCUUCUAUUUUGAAGGAAUUUGAGGCUGAGGAGGUUCGUCUAACAAGGAGUAAGCAUAUUUCACUUCCUCUUCCUCCCAAAGGGAAAGAGGUGAAAUUCAAAAUUGUAAAUGAAAGUUACCAUCAAAAUAAUCCUUCAGGCUUAAGUUGGUUUAACUUGGAUAUGACCACCUGAGUAUUCUGUGAAGAUGAUAUAGAAAGUGUGGAUCGUCUACUUUUUCCACACUGAAUCACUGCAGGCUUUCUGGAAUCACAGGAGGAGCUGGUUACAGUCCAACAGGAUUCAAUAAAACAAUAUGGAAUAUUUUUUGAGACUUUGGUAUCAGGACUCUUUUUUCUUUAGGAACUUUUUUAUGCUUAUGCUUUUUCACGUUUAUUAAUAUUUUUAAUAUUUAUUGUAUUUGAUAUGUCUCUUGAUAUGUCUCCUAAACACUCAGCCUUUGUAUAAUUUAUUUUUGUUUGGUGGAUAGCGCCUCAUCUGUUUGUAUUGCUAUUGUUCAUUAAUAAAAUUGGGUGGAAAAGUUCUCUUUUACGCCGUGUGUUGAAUUUCAGGACUUGUCUCUAUUGAGCUGGUAUUUUCAUGCAGUCAGUUUUUUACAGCGACACUUCAGGACAAAAAAGGUACUGCAAGUUUAAUACAGUUAAAAAACAAAACAAAAAGACACCCCCUACCAAAAGAAAAAACCACUAAAAAACAAGACAAAAACAAAACUAUUCGCCGUGAAUUAACAAUAGAUCUUUGUGGGAAAACGAAUCCGUAAAAAUCCAGCCUUUGUGUAUGACAUAGCACACACAGUAAUUUACACAGGACACAGUCAUCCACAUAAUGACUGACAAUAAAAUAAUUAGAACACCUGUAUAGCCUAUUCGGGGAAAUUAACGCAAUUUAAUAGCAAAUAUUUUAGAUUAAAGUUUUUUGUUUUUUUUUCUUCUGUGAGCAGCUCGUUAUCCUGUUCUGCACAGCAUUCCCCCUCCCGCAGACUGAAAGUGAAAGUAUCCCGACAAACUUCCUGUGACAAUCACGCAGCAAGGGGUAUGACCGUGGAGGUCACCGGGGAAGAAUCAUGGGUUUGAUGUUGACCAUAUUUAUUUACUGGACUCUAAGUGCAGGUGUGUGGAGUGUCCAUCAGUUCCAGUGGCUGCCCUGCUCCUUCAUUGACGAGCGUGUGUUUUUGAACAAGGACAACCACACAGAGACUCGGCUCAUCCACAGAGAGGCUAUACUUCAGUUUGGUCAAAAAGGAGAUGCUCCUGUUAACCGAAACGCCAUUACUUUCCUCAUCACCAGAUCAAAGUUGGAUCUGCUGCAGUAUGUGGAGGGGGUGGAGGCAGAGCAGCUGAAGUGUGAGCUGCACAGAUACAGCACAGAGGGCGGUUACGUCCGCUGGCCUGUCCUCGGUGCCCGGGAGUACAACCACUGGUUUACCUGCAUCCUCAGACACAGCAGGGGCCUCUUCACCAUCACCAGCUUCCUCAGGCGCCCCUUCGACCAGCCUCCCCCAGGAGGGCCAGACUACCAGAAAUGGCCCCCCAUCCCUAACAGAGAGGUGCUCACGACCACAGUUGCCAUGGUCAUCAAAACACAGACUCCCUCAGUUAAAGCACGCCUGAAGUUCCAGCAAAAGCUCCACUGCCAGUUUGAUGUCGACCACAAGGGUGCAAAGGUCACUGUGGAGUGGCACAAGCAGCACCACGGUGAGAGGACCAAGCUCUUCAGUUACAACAGGCGCACAGGACAGACCCAGGGAAGUGGUGUUGGACUACGUGCCUUUGCAGCCGGAGAUGCCUCCUACACCCUCGCCUCCACCAUGAUAAGCAGUGAAGGGACCUACAUUUGUUCAGUGUCCGUGAAUCCACUAUUCGCCAGGGUGGAUAUAAAUCUGCAGAUUGAAGAGCCUCCCCAUGUCUCCCUCAAUGUGGGACCCAGUCUCUCACUAAUGGAGGGUAACAAGAGGAAGAUUGUGUGUGAGGCAAACAGCUACUACCCUCGGGAUGUGGAGAUAAUUUGGCACGAGCAGGAUCCAGUCGUGUUGGGCGCUCCACAUCCCAGGUCACUGGAGAAUGUCAUCCUUUCCUACCACAGAGAAAAUCGGGACAUGACCUUCUCGUUGUCGGGCUUCUUCUACCUCCAGGCUGCGCUCAGGGACUCUGGGAAAAAGUUCACAUGCAGCGUCUCCCAUCAGUCCCUGAAAGUACCCAUCACAAAGAGCUUCACCCUAAUUGUGGAAGAGCCAACAAACUGGAUGUUGUACCUCGCUGUGGGCUCUGUUAUGAUCCUGCUGUUGUAUGUGAAGCGGAGCUACCUGCACUCAGCAUGGAGAAAGUUAGCAGGUAAGGUGAUAUAAAAACAAACAAACUGGAGGACUGGGAACGGAGCGAGAGGAUGUGGCCCCAUUCUCAACACACAAGGCAAGCUGGCAAACUUUCCUUUCUGGGGUCCCCAUGGAAACAUCAGUGAAAGGUGGAUUUGUGUUGAUGUGUAAA